Macrosiphum euphorbiae (potato aphid) is the source of this 246-nucleotide messenger RNA. The record is from the annotation of a GenBank genome assembly. Lineage: Eukaryota; Metazoa; Arthropoda; Insecta; Hemiptera; Aphididae.
AUGAAAGCCGAUCGCGUUUUGCUCAUGGAAAAUCGCAUUCAAUACUCGUCGUCUGUCGACGAAAACAGCUGGUCGGUGCGUAUGUUGUUCUUGAUCCAUUCCGUGUACAUGGGCACAUUGACAUACACACCCGGCAGACUUGGUGUAGCGCACUCCACGCCCCAGCUGACGACGCCACCCACGAACCACCGGUCUCUGAAUCCUUCCAUCGGGCACAGCAGCGGACCUAAGAAAUGGCCCUGUUGA